ACCGAGCUAUUCUCUUUCACCUUUUGUCCAACUAGUGCGUUUAUUUUUUUUCGUAUACGUUUUUUUUUUUAAUUUUCGAAUUAUUUUUUUAAAUAAUGUAGAUAUUUACAAAAAUUCUCGAGAGGUGAAAAAAUUACUUAGUACCUAGGAUAGUCAAACGUUAGUGUCGAACCGAGUGCGAGGAAUCGGUGUAUUAUAAAUGUGCAUUACGCAAUAAAACAAAAGUAACGUUAUUUUCAAUUCAUUCAUUGAUGUUUUCGGAUGUAGUUCAUAUUAUUACCGUAACUUAUGAACGAAUAUUUCGAACCCGUGUGUGUCGAGGUCUUGGGUGCAGCGUUUUUUAUUCUACACGAGUGUUUUUUUUCAUCCGCGUUUUGGCGAAUUUUCAUCGUAAACGAUUCUAAACAUCUCGACGAUAAUUACCAUCGAAUUAAAAUUAAUUUCGCCAUCGCGAACGUAAUAAAAAUAUCAUCGAAACGGGGAACUAUUUUUUUCGUGAUUUUCAUUGAACGUUUUUCGAACUAUCAUGCGUGGUUUAGUGAACGUCGUCGCGCAUGCGCCGACUCACUUCCUGCCUUGGCAAGUUUUAGUUCAUACAUUUCAUAUGCCUCGAAAAUGGUGGUGAAACGGGUAAAAUGGAUACAAUUUAACAGAUUUUUAUUCCAAAACGAUGACAGAGGCGACUGAAAAUGGUUACAACGGGACGGUGUUGGUGCGUCUUCGAGCGGUGGCUAUGGAAAGAGAUGACAACUCCGACGGAUGGGUUCCAAUGGGAGCCGGCGGAUUGUCGAACGUAUGCGUGGUCAAAAGAACAAUACCAACUCCUCCAUUACCCGACGCUCCGGCUGCCACAGCUACGUCUUCCCUUCCUGGCGCUCCGGCCGGCGGCGGAUGCCAGGAUGCCAAUGGGAACUCCAAUAAUUUGAACAUACGGUUCGAAUUCGUUAUUUACGCGCAUCGACUAAUCGAUGGCGAAUUGGUUUUUCGAUGCGUUAUUUGUAAAGAUUUUGAAUACAAUAAAGUGAUGCCAACUUUCCACAAUUGGAAAAGCGGCGGCAAACGAGUCGGAUUAAUAUUUCAGACGGCUGCGGACGGCAGAGUCUUUGAUAGAGGGAUUAUGGGCGUGCUGGUUGAAUUAUCAGCGGGCAUAGACUUAUUACCGACUUCGUUCCCUUCUGUUGAAAGUGACAACGAAGUAUUUAUGGCUGUAGAACUUCCAUAUAAAUUUGACAAUAAACGUAAUAAACCAGAAAACAACAACAACAACAGCAACAGCAACAACAACGGCGGCAGUCGUCACGUAUCGCCUACGUCGACGGAUUCGUCGUCUCAGAAAGGCGGUGGCGGCGGCACGCCGACCAUAUCGGAUACCAGCAGCGAGAUGAAAACGUAUCGUUUCAAGCAACUGUCGCCCAACGAACAAAACUACCUUUACCAACCAGCGCCGCCACCGCCUUUACCGCCAUCGCAUCAUCAACAUCAACGUACGUUGCUGGACAGCGGGAAUUUGCUAUCGACGACGACCGCAACGUCUCAGCGGACUCGUAGCAGCGCACCGGGCUGCGGAUCCGGCUCGGCCGCUUGCUAUACGCCUUCGUCGACGCACCAUCAGCAUCAGACGGCCGAGUCGCCUGUAAUGUUCAAAAAGCAUAUGAGCGAGCACACCGGAAGCGAGUUGCAUUUCACGAUGAAGGCUGAGAAACCGCAGAGUCUGACGUGCCGACACUGCCGCAAGACUUACACCGAAGAGGAGAACGUUAAGGGAAGCUGCGAGUACGCACCGGACUGCGUACGUACCAGUAUCGAUACGGUAACGUGUAUACCGUGCGCACGUACGAUGGUCUAUCAUUGUAUGUCCGAUUCGGAAGGUAAUUUUGCUCAACAGCCUUGCGAAUGUGAUACGUCCGAUAGUGGCUGCGCCAAGAGAUGGCUCGGAUUGGCCAUCUUAUCCAUUAUAUUACCUUGUCUGUGGUGUUAUCCGCCGCUGAAACUUUGCCAUUUGUGUGGCGUCUCGUGCGGCGCUUGCGGCGGUCGACACGAACCUUUGAAUACUCCGUCGGCCGCUACUACGUAGCUGUUCCGGUUUUUUUGUUUUUAUGUUUAAUUCAAAUAUUUUUUUUCUCGUUUUGAGUCGUUGUCGUCGUCGUCGUAAUUUUUUUUUUUCGUUCGUUUCGUUUCUGUAUUUUUUCCCUCCGUUUUUUUCGUUUCGUUUCGUUUCGUUUUUUUCGUUCAUCGUUCGUUUGUUCGUUUUAAAGUGUUCUGACGCGACGCGACGAUUACGAUAAUUUUUUUGUUUUGCGAGUGAGAAACAUCCAUAUUGCUCAAGAUCGUCGCGCAAAACGCGCCCAGCAAAAUCGUCCGUAAACAUCUUACGAAGUACUGUGUUCAAACGUGAUCAAGGUCAUCAAUUUUAGCGUAAUUUUAUCACUCUUCUCUUCUUCUGUGUUGUGUGUUUUCUUUCUGUGUGUGUCAUGUCACAUGUCAUGUGUCGUAGAUUAACGUAUCGAGUUCGAUUUCGAGUAUUAUGAUGAUGAUUCUGAUGAUGCUGAUGAUGAUGAUGGAUGCUGGUACGUUGUUCGUAUCGGUAUCGUUAUAGUUUUAUAAUAACAUAGUAGGUACAUACAUACCUACUGUACCUACCUAUAUAUUGCAUAAAUAAUAUAUUGCGUUAAUAUUUUAAAACUGUUCUAUUCAUCCCUCUCCUCCACCCCCUCAUCCUGUUUCAUUAAAUUACAUACUUACUUCAUAAUCGUACAACUACAUACCUACAUAUAUGCGACAUAUGACCAUAUGGAUAUAAUAUUAUUUAUUAUAUUAUGUAUACCUAAUAUUAUCUAUCUACCUAUAUAGAGAUCUACUACCGGUGAUUAUUUUAAGCGUAGGAGAUGCGCACUCGCGUAGAUUUUUGGUUCAAGCGGUUCGCCUCCUUGGUCCUUUUCCUAGAUACGUUUUCCUGACGUUUUGAGUUUUUCUCCUCUACAAGUACCUGAAAGUAGUUCCUUGAGCGUUGUUUCAAGUUUUAAUGCAUUUCUUCAGUGUCGAGUACCGGGUUGAAUAUUAUUGACGAGUGCCAUAUCGUGCGUUGCUUUAAUUACCUAUUGUGAGAAAUGCUCGGAGCAGAAUGGCGGAGUGGAAUUUUUAUUUCAUUUCUUCACGAGCUGGGGGUUGUAUGGACGCGGAGGAGGAUUAGAAUUCCAAAUAGGGGUGUGAAAAUCUCACUGUAGCAGUGUUUUUCAUCUGAAUAAUGAGUAAAUACUCCUCCUAGUGAGGUUUGGGAGUUAUUCUGUUUGGAAAAUCAGUAUCUAAAUCGACUUCAAAUAAAGCUACAGAAAUGAAUAUCAGAUUCAGGCACAGACUGGGUCGGUUGAAGGGGGGGGAGCUGGCGGAUGCACCGAAUUGGGCUUUCAAAAUUUUAUCCCCUCUCCCCUGUGAGAAUUUUUUUCGUCCUGUUUUAGUCAAUCAGACAGGAACAAAACUAGAAAUGAAUGUUUGGGGGGGGGGGGACUAAAAAUUUAUCACUAGAAAAAAACACCAAUUUUGCCGAAUAAAAUGACAAGUUUUAAAAGUGAAAUAAAAGAUGAAAUGACAAUUUUGCUAGUUGAUUUGAUUCGAAUUAGGCUAAUAAAAAAUUUGUUGUUUUCCUUUUUGAAUUUUUGGAAGUUAGAUAGAAAUUGACCGGAGUAAAGCGAGGGCAAAAGCGUUUAAAAAUUUGUACUUCGAGAGGUAAAAAAACGAAUGUUUUUUAAAAAUUUGUUCACUUUUUUAGCUCAACAUUUUAGAAUUUUAGUGAUGGAUUUUUAAAAAUUUUCAAUUUUUGAAAAGGACUCAGAUGUUCUCUACGUUGAGAAGUUUUGAGAGCUGAUAUGAGGAGUAGGCUCCAGGAGUGCCAUGAAUCUCCAAUGUGUGUCGACGAGUUCCUCAUCCUUCCUCAUUUUUGAUAAAUUUUUCUCCUUAAUUGUUUUUUUGACACCAAAUUUUUUAUUUUUGAAAAUUGACAAUUUAAAUUCUUCAAUUUUUUGAAUUUGAUCCCUCAGUGUUUUUCGAGCCUUUCGUAUUGAAAAAGUGAGCCAUUGGGAGGAUUCUGAGACGUCAAAUCUUCACAAAAAAACGUUCGAACUCGGCCAGUUAAAUUUAGUAAAAAUCGACAUGUCUCAUCACAUUUUCAAGAUUUUUGAGCGAAAAAAUAAAAAUAAAUGAAUAAUAAAAAAAAACAAAAAAAAAAGGAGACUUCUCUCCUCAACUCAGACGCUACUCCCACCGACACCCACGUUCAGAAUUAUUAUUAAAAUGCGAUCUAGGAGCUGAUUUCGCUCUGAAGCAAAUUUUCUAAACACAGAAUUUCAAUUUUCAAUUUUUUGGCCAAUUUUUGGAAACUUAAAAUUUAAUUUUUUGUCUAUUCAAAAAAGUCAAAAUUUCAUCAAAUUGGUGUAGAAAGCUGAAAUUUGAUUUACAUAGUAUUUUCGAUCCUCUCAAAGCCAAUUUUUACCCACCCCCCUCCUCUUGCACAAAAAAAUGAAACUAUCUACUGGAAAAAUAAGACUUCAUUGAAUUUACAAGAAUAGAUUUUGAAAGUGCUUACCAAAAUUCCUCGCAAGAACAAACAAUUUGAGAGUCAAAUUGUAUUUUUUUUUUUCGGUUGGAUAUUUAAAAAUUCAAAGACCUAUUGAAAAAAAAAAACAAAAAACAAUUUGAUUAAUUUUAUGUAGAAAUUGUUCACCUCCCAAAUCAAUUUUGUAUCCCCUCUUUCCCCUCUCCAUAUUUCUUUCAUGAGGAGAUACUUGAAAAGUAAAAAGAAAUGUGGAUUUGAAUCCACAGAAACGUGUUUGGAAAAUUUCUGUCUUAAUCGAUGAAGGGGAAGGGGUCAGAAUUACGGUUAAUCCGAAUUUAAAGAUAUUGAAUUUACUUGUGAUCUUUUUUAAAUGAGAUUUUUUGGUAUCUGAAAAAUCCAAAAGUCUAAUGGAAGCUCUAAAGUGACUUGAAAUAAUCACCAAUCAAUUCAAAAGUUUCAAAUACAUAAACCGAAUUUCUGCUUUCUACUUCAAAUUGGUCAAAUUUUGACUUCAUAUUAACCAAUUUAGAUUUUUUUAAAAUUGAAAAAUGAAAUUCAUCCUCUAAAAUUUUGCUAUGUGGCGUAAUUUUGAAUCCUCUUUUUUUUUUUGUUUUUUUUUUUUACCUGCUCCAAUAAUUUUUUCUUGUCUGUGGCUAAGCUGUAUUUGGGGGUGGGGGGGGGGGGGUAGAAAGAUUUUAUUGACCGAGGAAUCUAAAAAAUUAUUUUUCGUAGGCCCUUCUUACCUCAAGUGUCUUGAAAACAGUUCAAAAUGUAAAUUUCUCCCUCCAUUAUUCUUUUCAUUAAAAAUUAUUUUAAAACGUCACCUAGACUUCGAAAAAUUCAUUUCGGGUUUAUCAAGUCAUUUUUUUCUCUGAUUUUUCCAAAAAUUGGUCAAAUCCUGAUUUCAGCUUGAAAUUUUGCUUGAGCCUUGAAAAAAUUCCUCAAGUGUCUCCAAAAAUGGUCUAAUCCAAAAAUUUGAAAAUUUGGUUCACAAUCUGAAAUUUCACUUGAGCUUUUAGAAAAAUGAUUUUGAGCGGUACCUAUUGAGUCUCCUACUCCCCUUCUCCUUAUAAGUUCCAAAAGAGGACCAGUUUUAAAAAUUUCACAUUUUUUAUUUCAGUGAAAAAUUUCACUUGAAUUUGGAAAACUUGAUUUAGGGCAGUCAAUCCCCCCUCCCCUGCUCCUCCCUCGGUUUCCAAAAAGAAUGUGAAAUCCAAAAUUUUGAAAAUUUCAAUUAUGUACAAUUUGAAAAUUCAAAUCAAGCUCUCCCUUUUCUUCCAGCCUGCUGCUGCUCCUCCCUCCUCCCUCCUCUGAAAAUGGCACCUGAUUCAAAAUACUGAAAAAAUUGAUGUUGGGUGGUAUGAAACUUCCCUGGCCUCGAAAAGCGUCAAAUUUAAAGUAGGUACCGAAAUUUUUCAUUUCAGUCUGAAAUUUUCAUUUGACAUUGAGAAAAUUCAUUUCACGUUGCUAUUUUAUUUUGAUCAUGAAGAACAGUAAAAAAAAUCAAAAACAAACUUCCAAAAAUGCAUAAGAAUAAAAUUAUCACGAGCGUAAAAUUCUUCGUUUUUUUUUUUUUUUUUUUUUUUCAUUGCUCUUUUAAAUACGCCUUAUUAAUUUAAAAAUGAGGAGAAAGGAGUAAGAUUUCCCAAAAUUUUGAAAUUUUUGUACAUUAAAACAGCCAUGAAAAAAGAUUUGAGAAAAAUCAUAACCGUUCAAUUUUGUGAAAAGUAGAGAAAAAUCCUCCUAGUAAAUAUUAAUCUAAAGAAUGGACCAAAUCGUGUGACGUUACUGAUUUUGUGUGAUUUUCAUUAGGUGACUUUUUUCUGCGAAGUUUUCUUCAAUAAUCUGUAUGAAAAAAUCGUGUGAAAAAAUUGAUACUUUAAAAAAAGCUACGAGUACUUUGAAAACAAAAAAAAGUUGCGUAAAAACUGCCAAAUAAGGUGAAAAAGUAAUAUUCAAAAUUGAGUAAAAUUCGUUAAUCUAUUUUAUAGACUGUUUCAAAAAAAUCAAAUAACGCCAAAAUUUCUUAAAAAAUAAUUUUUUAAACCUUUAUUAAAUUCUUGGACUGGUUUUGUAUUUUGCUACGCUUUUUUUUUUUUUUUUUUUUAUAAUAAUUUUUUCAUUAUUCUAUCUCGUUUUUUCGAACAAACUGCAUAGGUAGCGAAGAGUAUUUGUUCGAUUUUAUUUUUUCUAUUCCCUGCAUAUUCUCAUCGGCGACCACUCUGAAGCAAUGGCCAACUUUUCGUCUAUGGUUUCUUAAUUCUUUAUCACCGGUGACAUUGAAUAAAAUUUUAAGUAAUUAGCACAAAACAAAACGCAUUAUUUUUAUCUGAUUUCAUUGUGAUAUUGUAUAAGCUAUGAAAAAUAGAAUAUUUACCGAUGUGUAUUAUUCAUCGUCGUUGGUUUUAUUAAUAUUAUAACAAACUUGAAACACGCCAAGUGUCCAAGUGUAUAGGUAUUUUUUUUUAUACUUCAUAUUGUUUCACGAACACCAAGUUUUACUUUUUUUUUCAGCAGAAGUUACCGUCUAUUAUUUAAUAUUGAUUGUUUUAUAAAUCUAAUCAGACAAAGUAAUUAUGUUCACCGGAUUACGCGGUAUGUUAUCGUUGAAUUCGUCUUUUAAAGACGCCUGUGUAUGUUUUUUUUGUUUUUAAUUUUUUUCUUUUUUGUGUGUAAUUUUUUUUUUGUACCAAAAAUUGUAUUUUUUUUUGACAUGAGAUUAUUGAUCGAUUGAUAAUAUCGUUUUUUCCCCCCAAAGUCUGAUUAUUUUAUCUAAUCGUUGAAAAAUCGUCGCGACGUUAAAUUACUUUAUAGGUACGCGUAUUGACAACCAGUAUUUUUUUUGUUUUUUUUUCUCUCUCUCUCUCUUUUGGUAAUACUACAUUAUGUUGUAGAUGAAUCGUACGUACGCCAAAAUCUGAUGUUCGUUUUAAGCGUACGAGUGUGAAACUGGUUUUUAUUUUAUUUUAUUUUAUUUAUUUUCGUUAUAUUUAAUCAAUUUUAUUAUUAGUAGUAUGAUUUUUAAUUUUUAUGUAGGUAUUCGCGUAUAUAAAUGAAAAAAACAUUGACUACCGUAACUGUACUACCUUGUUUUUUUUUCCUUUUUUUUUGUUUGUUAUGUACGUUAAUUCUUUUCUCUAUUUCUGUGCUAUUUGUUUAAUUACUCUUCUCCUAAAUAUCCUGUGGUUUUUUUUCUCCUCCUCUUAAUCCUUGAAAUACUCGCAGAGUUCUAUUAUAAGAAUAAGGUGAAGAAUCGAUUGCAAGGAGUUCUCUUCUUAUUUUUAUUUGUUUUGUUGUCUAACUAUUCUUCUGUUUUUUUUUGUUUGUUUCUUUUUUCUCAACGAAGCAUAUGUACAUAUUCAAAGUAAAUAAUUUCAAAUUAAUAGUAACAAUUAAGUUUAAAUGUAUUUCUUCAAAGACUUAGUAUGCAGGUACAUAACUACAUAUCAGUAAUGUAUUUGCUUUUUAAUAUUCCUCCUGACUGCUUUGUUAAUUUAAUCUCUUUGUUUUUUUUUCUAUUUAUUUAUUUAUUUAUUUAUUUUUUUCGUUGUUAUAAUAUAUGAAGAAAAAAAAAUUGAAAAACGUAUUUUAUACUUAAUUACUAAUAAAACUUCCACGUAUUAUGAUUUUACGUUCUGUUAUGUUGUGUUUUUUUCUUCUUCAUUUAUUUAUUCUUUUUUUUUUUUUUUUUGCUAAUGUAAAUGUUAAAAAGUGUUUUUUUUCGUUUAAUUUUUUUUUUUCAUGUAAUAUACCUAGUAAUAAUUUGUAAUAUACGAAGGAUACGAAGGUAUAAAUGUUAAAUAAUUGUUAUACUAUUGUAACUAGUAAUUUAUUUUUGUAACUAUUCUUAUAUAUUUUGUCUGGUAAAAAAAAACAAAACAAACAAACAACCCUUUAAUAAAUUACUUAAUAAAAUAAUUAACAAUCCUGUU
This is a messenger RNA of Planococcus citri (citrus mealybug), 8481 nucleotides long. RefSeq names its product sprouty-related, EVH1 domain-containing protein 1-like. Gene Ontology annotation, cellular component: membrane. Gene Ontology annotation, molecular function: protein kinase binding. The record is from RefSeq and is a predicted model, not a curated record. NCBI's taxonomy places the organism in Eukaryota, Metazoa, Arthropoda, Insecta, Hemiptera, Pseudococcidae. The transcript is spliced from 5 exons. Gene Ontology annotation, biological process: negative regulation of MAPK cascade; multicellular organism development. Bases 671 to 2074 code for a protein of 467 amino acids.